GGAACCAGCGUAGGCUACUCGGUCGGUUUUGGCUCCAGCAAUCCCGGUACGGUAAAGUGUGACCACCGAUCGCAUCCAUCAUGGCCUCGACGCUGAUGUUCUGGAACAAGCAGAACUCCAACUCCAGCCAAAACGGAAACGAUGCCAAGAACACAAAGAACGGCCGCAACUGGCUGCACGCGCCGGAUGUGCUCGUCAACGGGCACGUCGCUUAUCUAGUCAAAUACCUCGGAAGCACACCCGUGGAGCAACCGAAGGGCAUCGAAGUCGUGAAGGAAGCCAUCCGGAGGCUGCAGUUCACACAGCAGAUGAAGAAGGCCGAGGGCGGUGGCAAUGUGAAGACGAAGAAGGUCGAAAUUACCAUCAGUGUGGAUGGCGUGGCAAUACAGGAACCACGAUCCCUGACGAUCAUGCAUCAGUUCCCGCUGCACAAGAUAUCGUACUGUGCGGACGAGAAAGGUGUGAAGAAGUUCUUCAGCUUCAUCGCCAAGACGGGCACGGGCGCGACGACGACGGCUUCGAUCAGUUCCGGUUCCGAGGAUACGAACAGCUCGAACAACUCCACGAUCAGCAAUGGAACUGAGGACCGGCACGAGUGCUUUGUGUUCAUCUCGAACAAGCUCGCCUCGGACAUCACGUUGACGAUCGGGCAGGCCUUUGAUCUGGCGUACAGGCGCUACGUCAGCGACAGUGGUAAAUCGCUCGAGUCGGUGAAGUUGAUGGCACAGAAGAAGCAGUUGGAGCACACGAUCACCGCCUACCGGCAGCGACUGCGCGAUCUUUCCGAGAUGGUAUCAAAGGCGGAACUGGAAAAGCUGCUACUGAAGAUGGGCCUACGGGACAUCUGUGACGUUCCGGCGCUAGAGAACGGUGUCGAUGGGCACAACAACUACAACAGCAACAAUAACAACAUCAACAGCAACAACCACAACGUCAACGGCAGCAAGACGCCGGACUUGGGAAUCGAUGUCUCGUUACCGAACAAUGACGAUCAACUGCUGAUCGAAACGUCACCAAAACACUUCGCACCGAUCGUGCCACCGAGGAACAUCCAAAAUCAGAUCAACAACACGCUAGAGGCGUUCAAGCCAUCGGUCGGUACCAAGUUAGAAGGGUUGCUACUGAACUCGGACUCGGACAGUGAUUUCGAUCCGCGUGCGCCUGACACCGACUCCAGCCUGUCCACGAGCGGUGGUAACAAGAUCAGCAACGAUCUGUUCGGUUUUGAGCCGCCAAAACCCGCGAAUGCCACCCUGGGCCAGCAGCUGUUUGGCAAUGGCACCAACAAUGGCCACAAUGGCAAUGGCUUCGCUAACGGGAACGGCGCGCUGACGAACGGAUUUGCAACCCAACCGAACAGCCCUCCUCCGAUUUUGGCUCCUCCACCGGCAAAGUCUGCGCCCCGACGAACGGUACCGCAGACGAAUGGCAGCACCAACGGUAAUGGCAGCGCAUACCAGGACCUGUUCGGGUCGGCGCCCUUCAACCCUGGCCAGGGCAGUGAUGUAAGUACAACGACGACGCUAGAGGAGUCCAGCUCGCUCGUGAUGAACGAUCGAUCGUACACGAUUGGGCCAACCAGCGUGACUGCUGGCAUUAGUCCUUUCUCGCAGGAAGUGCACGCGUUGGGCAAAAACUCGUACAAACUCGACACGUCGAUCCUCACGUACGGUGACGGCGUUGGUGCCGGUCCGUUUGGUGAUUCGGCCGUUCCGGCUUCUACCGCGACAUUGGCCUCCAAAUUAAACCCUUUCGCGGCUGCUAUGCGGGCCAAUCCGCUUGCCGCCGUCCAGCAUAAGGCGUCCGCGUACGACGUGUUCAAGAACGCGAGCGACAAGGAACGGUUAACCACUAACACCGGUACGAUCUCGCACUCGACGCUCGACGAGAGCGAUAGUGGGGUGAUGCACUGUGCUAACACGACCUCCGGGGUCGGAACGUCUUGCACCGGUACUAACAGCCAUCCAUCGCAUGUCAUCGCAUCCGCCGGUCCAGCGAACGAUACGACUGCCGCUUCUGAGGCACUGUUCGAGGAUUUCGCACAGUCGGCUUUCAACGAGUUUAAGCGGGAUCUGUCCGCGAACAGUCGCACCGUGAAGCGGCAGUCGUCGUUGCUGCAGGAUCGGCCUCAUAAGCCAUUGCUAGGGUCGCUCAAGUCUGCUGGUGGUAGCCUUGCGGAGAAUGUUAGCCAUUGUGGGACCCGCUUACGCCUUGGUGGCGGACCGAAAAUCCUCCAACCGGAUGCGAAGACGACCAAGAACGGUUUCUUUAGCUCCGACGAUGUGCUGGAUACGUUCGACCCGCUGAAAAAGUAAGCAAACCAGCGCUGGAAAACACAGAAUGGUCAGCGAUCAGCGAAGACGGCCGGCCAUCUUAGACAGUUAGCAGCAUCUCAACAUCAUACCGUACUCUAGGCGACUGCCGCAAUAGGCCGCUCGCACAAAGAUCAACAAUUCCUGACCAUUCUGGUGGAUGGCGCGAUCGGCUGAAAUUAAAACCAGCUGUCCGCGUUUUUUGUUUGUUUAGUUGUUUUGUUGAAAGCAGUUGAAAGUGGCAAUUUUGUGGCGACACCGCGCGCGAGACGAUUGUAAUUUGUUAUAGUAAUUGUACGUACGUCCUUAUUAAGUAGGGUCACAAUUGGCUUUCUCUUCUCUUCUUUUCCGAUCCUCUGUUUUUCAUUUAUCGUACGAGUGAAGUGGGGCUUAGUUUUCCUAGUAUCCCGGCCACAUUAGUGAAUCUCGAUCGUCGUUUACGACACACUCCGAUAGGGCGUUUUCUUCAAACACGCGGUAAAUCUCAUAAAGUGAGAAGGAGUGACGGAAGUUGGCUUGAGGUAGCGAUUUAGGAGAAAUGUUUAAAACUACCGGUCGUUAAAACAUCGAGAAAAGUUAGGAGCACUACCACCGACAAACCUAUUCGAUUUCGAAACCGGUACGGGGUAAGGUCCUUCUUCGAUGUGAUGUCGCAGAGAAACAGAAACAAAAAAAACGCAUCAAAACCCACCCUCUAACGGUGGCAUAAUUAUACAUUACAUUUAAUGGAACACUAAAGCGCAACCCGGAAACCGAUCGCUUGAUCGAUCUUUUCUGUCGUAUCUGUGGUAAAACUUUAUCUUUAAACGGAAACAUUCCCACGCCCUUUUCCGUAUCAUCCCUAUUCUUUCACACCGAAUUAGCGAAUCAAUUGGUGCAUUAGAACAAACGUUAGUGUAUUGCGUAUUGGUGGUGUGUUAGCGAGAGCAAGGCUUGUAAAGCUUCAUUUUACGUUCAGAAACGCUAGAAACGACCGUUGAACCCAUUACCGAGCUGAUCCUUAGUGUGGAGUGUGUUAAGCUAGAGAGCCUCCAAGUCUGUUCGAUCGUUCAUUUAUUUGUGAAGACCACGUGUUUUGUGACCGGACCGGUGGCUGACGGUUUUUCUUGUUGUACAUUUUUCGUAUCACGUUCGAUUCGACCGUCCCGUGUCUCGGCAGUGCUGUUCUCCCACCAACUCUGUGGAAUGAACCAAUUUUCCGGAUAGGUAUUUAGUAUUGCAAUAGUAAAAUAUGAAACGGUGUGUUUAGAAGCAAAAAAAAGCGCACGUGGAGGAACCGGCCGAUUCUGAAUUUUCCCUCCGAGCGCUGAAAACCCGCGCUUUUCUUUUGCAUUCCCUUAACAUUCAUACUGGCUAGGUGUGGUACGGCAACCGUGCAAAAUGAGUAACAAAAGCAUACGCAAGAAAUCAUUAGGGCCAUUGUUAUCGUAGAUGAGUAAACAUAUCUAUCUAUACAUAAAUGCCUAUCUAUAUAAAUAAUUAUGUUAGUAGAGGAUGUAGUGAAUAAACUAAAACCAGAAACAACA
Molecule: messenger RNA, 3838 nt
Organism: Anopheles nili
Lineage: Eukaryota; Metazoa; Arthropoda; Insecta; Diptera; Culicidae
Gene: ced-6
Product: PTB domain-containing adapter protein ced-6
Exons: 10
Coding region: 81-2315 (744 amino acids)
Source: RefSeq, a predicted model, not a curated record